This is a messenger RNA of Labeo rohita (rohu), 3488 nucleotides long. Its product is annotated as solute carrier family 25 member 45. The record is from RefSeq and is a predicted model, not a curated record. Gene Ontology annotation, molecular function: transmembrane transporter activity. Bases 392 to 1258 code for a protein of 288 amino acids. Lineage: Eukaryota; Metazoa; Chordata; Actinopteri; Cypriniformes; Cyprinidae. Gene Ontology annotation, cellular component: mitochondrion. The transcript has 6 exons. Gene Ontology annotation, biological process: transmembrane transport.
CUUUUCUCUUUCUUUAUUUACUUUGGCAACAGUAAGUUUCUUGUAAUAAUGCAGAUUCGCUAAGUUGUACAAAGGCCGGAGUCAGUGCGGUUGCUGUCGUGAUAGUACUGUUUACUGAAGGAAGGCGAUUUCAGCCCAAAGUGGACACAAGCAUGUUUUGCCGUGAAGUCCGAGUUUUUCCUGGAAAAAUAUUCAGUAGAAAGGACGUUUUUAUGAGUGCUGAGGUUCGUGUAUCAGCGCGCUGCGUCUGAACUUUGGCAGCGGCUCAUUCGUUAGUUUCAUUCUACUAGAGCUUUUCACACGCGUCAAACACACAGUUCACCGUGGACUGUUUGAAGAAGUGUUUUUAUUCUUUAUCAUUGGUAUAUUUUACCGGGUAAAAUAAUGUGCCAUGCCGUUUGUAGAGUUCAUCGCAGGAUGGAUUUCAGGUGCUGUUGGUUUAGUUGUUGGACACCCUUUGGACACAGUAAAGGUGCGCUUGCAGACCCAGGCUGUGUAUAGAGGAAUAUUUGAUUGUGUGGUCAAAACAUACACACAUGAAGGAUGCCGUGGAUUUUUUAAGGGCAUGUCAUUUCCUGUCCUCUCUAUAGCCAUUAGCAACUCUGUGGCCUUUGGUUCGUACAGUAAUGCACUGGAUUACCUCACUCAGUCACAUCGCAACAACUCUGACCAAAGCAAGCAGCCCUCACUCACUGCUGUGUUCAUGGCCGGCUGUUUUUCAGGUUUAGCACAGUUGUUUGUUACAGCUCCGAUAGACCUGGUCAAAGUGCGUCUGCAGAACCAGACAAAAUCAGGUGGAAAUAAGUAUAGAGGCCCCAUACAUUGUAUUGCUGUGAUCUUAAGAGAGGACGGGGUGAAAGGCCUUUUCAGAGGAAUAUGGGCUCUUGCCCUGCGGGACGUGCCUUGUUUUGGACUUUACUUCUUGCCAUAUGAGCUGACCUGCAGGAUGCUGACGGAGAAAGGAAAGCAACCAGGUAACUGUGCCGUGCUGGUGGCUGGUGGUGUCGCUGGUGUGGUCACGUGGGCCUGUGCCACCCCUAUGGACGUGGUGAAGGCUCGACUGCAGAUGUGUGGCGGUGGGGGUCGCGUGUACAGCGGUGUGCUGAACUGCAUUACUGUGAGUGUGCGUGAGGAGGGCAUGCGGGUCUUCUUCAAAGGCCUUCUUCUGAACAGCGUAAGAGCGUUCCCUGUGAACGCCGUGACCUUCCUCAGCUUUGAGAUGCUGCUGAGAGCCAUGACCGACUCCUCUCAGGACUGAGGGAGUGCUGCAUGGGUUAUGGAUUUUUGUAGGCCAAAACCCAGAAAUGAGUUUGCAAGUUAGCAGUUUAAUAAUUACAUUGUUCUGAAGUCAGUGUUUUUUUUGAGUGGGGGGUUAAAUGGUUGCAAGAUAGUUUCAUCUGUAAAAGAACACAUAAGUAAAACACAGUGUGAUUUUUUUUAAAAAGCUUUUCACAUCUUGAAAAAGGCAGUUUGCUAAAAAGGGACUACAGACAUUGUCAGGACAUUAAACAUAUAAGCUCAUCUACUCACUAGUCACUUUCACAGCCUCGUCUUGAUAAUCGCACACUUGCAAACUACUCUACCUACAACUUUUCAGGAGUUGUCGUCACAUUCAUGUGACUGUGGUUUGAUUAAUUUAUAGCCUACAUUUUUAUAUCUAGGCAUUAAAAUUCAUAAAAGUUCAUUUUUGACGUUUUUGGUCACAGAGCUUAUUUUUGGCAGUUAUCUGAAUGCCAAUGGAAAAAAUCUUAGCUUUUUUUUUUUUUUUUUUUUUGUCAAGGGAAUUGGGGUUCUUCAUGCCUCUAUUAGUCCCUAUAAAUAAGCUGUUGCCAUCAUAUUAGCAGCACUGAUUUUGAUUUAUCCCAGUGACUUGAAUAAGUUUGACCUGACUUGAAGAUUGUUCAGAGGUUCAUUCAGUUACUUUCUGUAAGCUACAUCAUCACACUAAAAGCUAAGGACCAGACAGAGCUGUCUUAUUAUUAGUUACAUUUAUAUAGCACUUUUACCAUUGUCAUCCAAACUUUGUGGGCAAAAUCCAGUAAAUUUUGUAGGAAUCCAUGCAAUGAGGAGUUUUAGUGAGGACAAAAAGGUUCCACAUACAUGCAGAUUUUGCUAAUGUUUAAGCUGGUCGCGAAAAUUUGUCACGCUGACCGAAAGACAGAAAGAUGUUUGGUUUGAAAAUGACUUAAUUUUUCUGAGCUGUGCUUCAUGAAUUGCUACACUAUGGCAUACAAAAUGUGUAUGCUAUAUGCUGGUUAGCAUCUUUGUGGUCAUAGUUGUUUAGUAUAACCAUACUGUUUAGAAAAAACAAUAACAAAUUAUUUGUUCACCAACAAAAUACAGUUUUCAUCCAUUUUUGGCAAACUAUAUGGCUUUUCCAACACCCGAUGUUGAUAUCUAGUGUAGUAAUAACAAUGUCAAUUUGUAUUAGAUACAGUAAAAUUUAAUGUCAAAGUUGGUAGAUUUCUGAAAUGGGCAAAUGGAGUUAAGGUGACAUUAUAGCUCAAAGGCCAAAUAUGGGCUCAUUAUCAGCCUGGUCAAUGUGUUAAUUUUUUAUUUUAUUUUUUUGAAUGUAUUUUAGUCUCAUCUCUUUACCAAGGUUGCAUUUAUUUCAUCCUUAAUACAAUAAAGAAGUAAUACUUAAAAUAUUAUUAAAAUUAAAAAUAAGUGUUUUCUAUUUGAAUAUGUUUUAAAAUGUAAGUUAUUGCUAUGAUCAAAGCUGAAUUUUCAGCAUCAUUACUCCAGUCUUCAGUGUCACAUGAUUCUUCAGAAAUCAUUCUAAUAUGCUGAUUUCUGAUUAUUAUUCAUGUUUGAUGCUUAGUAUUUUUGUAGAAACCAUUAUAACUACCACUCAUAAGUUAAGGGUAUGAAAUGAAUACUUUUUAUUCGGCAAGUAACAGUAAAGACAUUUAGAAUAUUAAUUCAGCAUAUCAGAAUGAUUACUGAAGGUUCAUGUGACAUUUAAGACAGGAGUAGAAUGGCUUUUGUAUGAUACAUUCAUGGAUAAGACACAUGGCAUAACUAUCUGAAGUACCUGCCUGGUUAUUGUUGCUAAGUUACUACAGAAGCUGUUUUCAGCCACGGAAGGUUUAACACCUAAUCUGUCAUUUUAUUUUUUUUUAUUAGUAUUACUAUUAUAGUUUUAUUAUAUUUUAGGUUUAAUGUUAAAGACCCUAUCCCAGCUUAAUGUGCAGUCAACUAUGUAAACCAUUUAUAGAUACAGAAAGUGUAAAGCUUUGCUCUAUCAAAAACACUGCUCUGUUUGAGUGUCUCAUUUGAUAAACGAUUAUUAUAUUUCCAAUACCGAAAUUUCUUACUUCAGCUUUAACAUAACCUUUUUUAUUAAUACAUUUAUAAGCACCAUUAAGUAAAUGUAUAUUUAUACUAUAUUUUUAUGAAAAGCCUUUGACUUGUUAACACUACCUUUUAAAAUCUGGAAAUCUGUAAAAAUGUUGUUGUUGAACAGUUAUUUUUUGAAUGUAUGUAAC